Messenger RNA from Stylonychia lemnae, 1620 nucleotides. The record is from the annotation of a GenBank genome assembly. Lineage: Eukaryota; Ciliophora; Spirotrichea; Sporadotrichida; Oxytrichidae.
AUGAAUAAGAAUCUUUUCAUUUUAAUCAUAUCCUUACUUAUAUUGAAUGGCUCUGUAUCUAAAGAGCUAUUAGUCGAACAAUCAAAGAAAAAGAUUCUUGUAGCUGGAUAGCACAUAGCUAGUCACCCAAGAAUAUGGUAUUUGAUAUCAAAGGAAUUGAAAAAGAAUGAAAACUAUGAAGUUUAUCAAAUUUUGCCAUCAGAUUCUCCAUUAGUUUCCAAGGUAAAAACCAAUGGAGUCAUUCCUAUACUAAGCAAGAAUCUUUCAUAAUAAGUGAUUAAUGAAUACGAUGAAAGAAUGAAAGCGAAUACUCUCGGCCCCUCAGGAAUACUUGAAUACAUGCAAUAUUUAACUAAAGUGUUUUACAGCUAAGAUGAACUGAUUAAGGAGAUAAAAUCUUUAAAAUUUGACCUAAUCAUAUGUGGGCUGUUUUUUGAGUCAUAGCUUAUAGCGAAUACACUUUAAAUACCACUUUACAUCAGAAUAAUCACUGGAAAUUUAGACUCUUCAUUGCAAGUAAUGAUGAAUUAACAUACUUCACAUUCAUCUCAACUCCACUUAGCAAAGACUACCAUAUUUGGAAUGGAAAAACAUGAAAAUCUUCAUUCUUUUACUACAAAUUUUUUCACUAGGUUAAGAAAUAGACUAUCAGAGCAUGUUUUUUGCGGUUUUGGAUCUUAUUUUAUUCAUUAAAAACUAUACUAAAUGAUACCAGAUAAUAUGCUAGAAGAAGCGAAGACUUUAAGAACCCCAGAUAUGAUACUUUAUACAGGAUAUGAAGGUCUAUAUCCUCCAAUAGCUCUAUCACCUAAUUCGAAAAUCAUUUCUCCUCUUUCUGAGGAUACGACAGAAACCUAAGAUAUUCCUAAAGAUCUUGAGGAAUUCAUCAAUAGACAUGAUAAACUAAUCCUUGUAUCUUUUGGCUCUGUAUAAAGUCCAACUAAUCAGACUCUAAGUGCUCUUUCAAUCUACAUGUAGAAAUAAUCUAAUUAUGGAUUUAUAUAUUCAGCUAGAAAUUAGAAAUACCUUGAAAGUGAUAUUUUAGAAAGAAUUAAGAGCCUUAAAAAUGUUUACUUAGCCAAUUGGUUGCCAUAAACUUAUAUCCUCAGCAAUCCAAAAGUCAAGAUAUUUUUUAGUCAUGGUGGAUAGUCGAGCUAUAUUGAGUCUAUUGAAGCAGUAAAACCUUUGAUUGUAAUUCCAGCAUUUGCAAAUGACCAGUUCUUUACAUGCGAAUAUGUUUAGGCCAUAAAAAUUGGAGCUUGUAUGUACAAGCCUGAUGCAUCUCAUUUAGAAGAGAUAGUAAAAUAUGUUGAGGAUAACAAUGGCUUCAUUGAUAGACUUUAGAUUCUAAAGAAAAUGAUUGAGAAAAAGAAAUAGUAAGGAUUAGGAAUGCGAUACUGGGUUGAUUAUUUGAUGGAAGUUGGAACAAGCGAAUUUAUUUCAGCAAGAUAAUAUCAAUGGUUCAAUUAUCUUUAACUAUAUGAUGUAGACGUCAACAUUACUAUAGAUCUUAUUCUUGUUGCUAUAUUAGCUAUUGUCUUUGCUAUUCUAAUUAAGAUAUAUAGAUUUAUAACAUGCAAGAAAUCUAAAAUGACUAGCAAGAGUAUUAAGGCAGAUUGA